Chara braunii is the source of this 1065-nucleotide messenger RNA. The record is from the annotation of a GenBank genome assembly. Lineage: Eukaryota; Viridiplantae; Streptophyta; Charophyceae; Charales; Characeae.
CCGUCCUCAACCCGGGCAUCCUAUAAUUUCAAGAGAAUCUGAGUUUGGAUUUUGAUACUCUCCUUCGUUGUAGAAGGUGUUGGCAUAGGAGACAUUAGUUACCAGAGCGAGGCCAAGCCAAGAUGGAAGUCAAGCCAGUGAUUAAAGGAGAACGGGAUGGUAGAGCUCAAGUGCCGAGCGACUACCGCUUCGAGGAAGAAAGAGCAAGGGAGAUGAUCAGAGAAGGUAUUCUACCAUCGGACAUCGACCCGGGUGAAAUGGAGGUAACUGGCAGGGAGGUUAAAUUUAUCUUGAACUCAACUGUCGAUGAGACCAAGAUAAGAUGGCUGAAGGAAAGAUCGGUCAUCGUCAUCUUUCGCGAUGGAGCCCUAUUUCUCCCUAAGAAAGUGAAGGAAGACGUGGUACGUGCCUACGAAGAUGUCUGGAUAAGCGAUGAGAUUUUCAGCCAAGAUUUCAAGCGCGGCAGAGUCAAGGUGGAAAGCCCGAACGUGGUAUCGUACGUUCCAAGAGCGCAGGACAUCACCGAUUGGAUGCUCAGGAAGAAAACAGACUUCAUUGACUUCGCCGGGACAACUUACAGAACUGACUUCAAGCCCUGGUUGACGCGGGCGGAGAUUCGAGAUUGGAGGCAACUGAUCAAUCAAGAUACGUUUUGGGUUGUGGCCGUGGGAGUACCCCCGGACGAGAUGCCUUUCCUCCAUGUCCAUGUGGAAAAGGCAAUUGGAAAAGUGUUGAAGCAACACAACUGGAAGCAGACGAGUCCAACCCGAAGCUGGUGAAUCUGAGGUUUGAUAUUGACCUGGCGCAGAGAGCAAAUAUGAAGGACAAAAUCACCGUUCAGACCUGUCAAGGCGAUAUGUUGGAGGUCAAACUUGCAGAUGCAGAUACUGCAUGGUGCAAAAGGUGUCGAACCUUUUUUCAUACGGAGCUCACCUGCAGAAGAACUGAUCGUCGCAACCAAGGAGAAUCACGAUCGAAUCAACAUCAAGCAUCAUUUACACCAAGGGCCACUGAACCUCGACCGGGGUAUGUCGGUCCAUUAAGGGCACCUAGAGCUUCCGCGGA